Molecule: messenger RNA, 13268 nt
Organism: Nicrophorus vespilloides
Lineage: Eukaryota; Metazoa; Arthropoda; Insecta; Coleoptera; Silphidae
Product: probable E3 ubiquitin-protein ligase HERC1
Exons: 18
Coding region: 216-13151 (4311 amino acids)
Molecular function (GO): ubiquitin-protein transferase activity; protein binding
Source: RefSeq, a predicted model, not a curated record
AAGCGUAAUUUUCGUGUAAUUAUUAGGAUUCACGUAGUUGUGUGCGUGCAGGAACAAUGUUGUAUAUUGCCUAACAACCUAAAAAAAGCAGUGAACGAUUUCCGUCUGUGUUUGCGCGUGGGAUAAGGGUGGAGUUUGCGUGGAGUCGUUGAAAUUAUCAUCUGGCUAUUAUUCAAUCGGUGAUGAUGGGUUUGUUCAGUUAAAAUUUGUUGAGAAUGGAGGGUUCAAUGAAUUUGGACGAUGGAUUGGAAUGGGCUGCUCACACCAACAACACUUGGUCAACCAAGGAUCUGGACAGCCUAGCCUUGAGGGAUGUUGUGCAGACACUGUACGAGAGCUUGCUGGCAAACAAGGAGAUCAAACCAUUGCCAGAGCAAGUGUCCACGUACAAUGACAUCCACAUCCUACCGGACUUCCAAUAUGAUUUACCACCAUCGUCCGAGUUGGAGCAGUACGUGAACUCGAUGCUGACCAGCCAAUUUGAUUUAGCUAAGAAUGUGUGUUCAUCCACACCGUUUGCCAUCAUCCUGAAGCAAAGACUGAUCAUUCUGAAGAGAAUUUACCAUGCGUUAAUUGCAAAAUAUAAUGACAAGGAAAUGCAGACCAGCUACAUAACAUUAGAAUCUUCACAUAAUGUUAGAUCUGACUCGGAUCCCUUGAAUGGAUCACAAGCGUUGCUGGAGAUUGGAGUGCAUUCAGGUUUAACAUUUCUCUUUGCCUUGCUGAAGCAGAACUGGUUGGACAGUUCCACACUUGGCAAGACGCCCUUGUGCAAUCCAGUCCUGCAGACAGCUAAUGAUAUUAUAGACUGUUUUCCACCGCUCUCAUUAUCAAAUGAUAAUCAGUUAACUGAUUUGGGUGUCAGUUGUUUGGGAAAGGUCUCACAAUUUCUCAAGGAAGUUGUGCUUGACACUGUAGAAGCUGAUUAUAAUGGGAAAGCUUUGGCAUCAGAGCUGCUUCUAAGUAUAUCACUGCAGAGAGGCUCACUGAGAUUCAUGCUGGACUGGAUUGCAAUGGGUUUUGAUGCCUCUGCAAAUGGUUACAAUGUGUUGAGCAGCAAGUUCAAUAUUUCGCUGCUAAAAUUGGAUAAGGAUAAGAAGAUAAAGGCAGAUGAAAGUGUUGUAGUUGGAUUAUAUGAGAGUGGUUAUAAGAUGAUUGAGGAUCUAGUGGAGUUGGCCACAGAUUACAGUGAAUGCUGCGCUACAAAUAAGACUAGGGCGCAAUUGGAGGAAGAGAAUGUUUCUGACUGUUAUGUCUGGGGAAGCAACUCUACGUAUCAGCUAGCUGAGCAUCAGGAGCACCACGAGAGGAUAACCACACCAAUAAAGUCAAGUGUAUUUAAGGAUGUGCAGCAGGUAGAAGCUGGUCAGUAUUGCACUUUUAUUAUCCACAAGGAUGGCAAAGUCAGCGCUUGCGGGAAAGGGAGUUACGGUAGAUUGGGUCUGGGCGGUUCGACCAAUCAAAAUAUGCCGAAACGUUUGAAUCUGAUUAGCGUUAUUAAGAAGUUGUCCAGCUCGAAAGGUAGCGACGGGCAUACCUUGGCUCUGUCUGAAGACGGUCUGGUGUAUAGCUGGGGCGACGGGGACUACGGUAAACUUGGCCAUGGAUCUUCCUCUACGCACAAAGAGCCUAAACUGAUCACGGGUCCCUUUCAAGAUAAAGUAAUCAAAACUAUAAACGCGGGAUAUAGACAUAGUGCUGCCAUCACCGACGAUGGAUUCCUGUACACUUGGGGUGAAGGAGAUCACGGGAGAUUGGGUCAUGGAGAUACGGAUGGUCGUGAUAUUCCAACCCUUGUUAAAGACUUGUCAGAUCUUGGGUCCGUGGCCUGCGGAUCCGCGCACACUUUGGUCGUCUCCAAUGAUGGUAAAACGGUGUGGUCGUUCGGUAUGGGAGAUGGCGGUCGCCUGGGCCAUGGGGUUACGUUGAAAGUAAUGAAACCGAAAGUGAUCGAUGCCUUCGAUGGUAUGAUCAUCAGCAAGGUCUGCGCCGGAGCUUUAUUUUCCAUAGCAUUAACUAUCAAUGGAGACUUGUAUAGUUGGGGAAAUGGGCCGGCUCUAGGUCUGGGAACGACAGACAUCAUGUUCUUGACGCCCACCCUCAUUCUGGAUCUGUGCUCCUACAAAAUAAUAGACGUGGCGGCCGGAGACAGCCACUGUCUUGCAUUGACCGAUAAAUACGAGCUGUUCUCCUGGGGCGUGAACGCGUUGGGACAGUGCGGCAAUGGGAACAUGAACAGUCCCAUCACUAAGCCGCAGAAGAUCGCCUCCUUGGUAGGUUGCCCGAUCCGACAGAUCAGCGCCGGAACUUCGCAUUCGAUCGCUUGGACGACCAUCCCGUUGGAAACGCCGCAGGUCGCAAAGCACAAACCGUUCUGCAUUGAUAUUCACGAGAGAACGUUCGAGCUUCUAAAUGAGUUUCUGCAAAAGUACACCGGUGCAUUCUUCUGCGAUUUUCCACCGCCACCCUUCAAAAAUCAGGAGGAACACCAUAGAUUCGUACUGCUCUGCUUGAAGCUGUUCCACACGCAUCUGAACUUUUGCAUGAAGUGCAACAUCGACAAAUCCGUUUUGGGAAAUAGCGCCGGCAGCCUUCGUAACAUUCUAUUCCGUUUGAUUGAUACGGUCACGCCACCGGAGAUAGACUCCAAGGUACGGGAUGUCCUCUACAUCGGAGCGACACUUCUUCUGCCGAACUUGAAGGAGCGCAUCGAACUGAUCAACGAACUGUUGCCGCACGGCGAUCAACUUUCGAAAGGACAGCAGAUGCUCCUGAAGAUCGUCCUGUACAGUUUGGAGGAGUCGCCGCAGAUUGCCGCACUCCUGGGAUACAGCUUUGCCACAGAAAAAUUCGAACAGGACGAGCUGUAUUUAACUGAGAUCCUGAUGAAAACAUUGCUGACCACUUUCAAGAAGCACACGGACGAUGUGCUGCAGAGCGUCGCGGAGCACGUGAAAUCUGACUCGAAGGGCAAAUGGUCGGCGCCGCAGAAUCAGCGGAUCAUCCACUUGAGGAAGUUGCUGUCCACGUUGCAGAAUCAUCUGCUAGCCGAUAGCGUGCUCUGCAAAUCGUCCAACUUCUAUAUACUGAGCAAUCAUUUGAUUAAUCUCUUCCCGUUAGCCGCUGAGGUUCUGAUGAACGCCGCAACUCUCAUCGAGAACUAUACAAGUAGCUUCGACAUGCUGUACAAUGUGCUGCUCGACUCUGUCGCUGGUUCGAUCUUGCUUAAGGUGCUCAACUCGCUGCUGCUGUUGCCCAGUCAUUACAUCAAGGAUAUGCUUCCACGACUGUUGGAACUACUGGAUGCGUUGGACAGAUUUAAUCGACUGCUACCAAUCGACGUGCAGAACGACAUUGAUUUCAUGGCUUCGGGUUCAACGACACCGACAUUAACGCAACUCACCGAUCAGGCAUGGGUGUGGCUUGCAGAUUUAGAAAAGACAUGUUCACUUCUGAUUGGUCACUGUAUAAGGGGUACUCUUGUCGGGGAGGCUCCAGUCAAACUGGAUAUAUUGACGAGCAAGUGGCUCAUGAAUCCCAUAUUCUCGAACGGACUGAGCGACGACAACAUAGAUCUGAAGUCUGUGCAGGCGAUUGUCUAUGGAUUGAUGAUGAAUCGUGCCGAUGAAAUGUUUUCAGUGAACUUCCCGCUGAAGCAGUACAAGUUAUGCCAGGCGGCGUUGAAUCUGCCCACGCAAUACGAUGAGGCCUGCUCGAACCAGCAUAAUUUGGAGCACAACAAUGAUAACGAUUUCUAUUGUUCGAUGAUCGAAGCCGCUGGAAUUGAGCCGUGGUUUGAUGAAGAGGACGCCAAUUCCAAGUUUCUUGAUACAGUUGUCAGAUGUUUCCUGUUUACCUGUUUGCAUCAUUGCGGACUCUCCGAUAGAUCUACGAAAGACGAGUCCGUGCAGGAAGUCUACAAGUUCGCCUUGAGCUUAAGGCAGCAUAUAAUAAAUGCCAUAUGUUUGUACGAGAAGGUCGAGAGCUCGGACGAGCAGCAGCAGGCCGAAAAUGUGAAGUUCUUUAUUUACUAUCGUGAACUCUUGAAUAGAUGCCUCUACAUAUUGCUAUCUGUUAAAGCUUUGGAUACGAGUAAAAGUGAACCUGUGAGCUCCGACGAGGAGAUCCUCGAAAUGCACUACAUAGAUUCGUAUAAGAGUUCCGAAAAGCACGGCGACGUAUAUUUAUCGAAGAUCUGUGGGUACCUGCUGAACUUUGUAUGCAACGAUUCCAGAGACAAGCAGAAUUGGACUAAGAAGAACAUGGAAAUAUGGAGCGCGCAGCUGGUAGAGUUGGACGAGGCUCUGAGGAGGCACAAAACUCGAGCGGAUGAUCGCCUGAAAAGUUUUGAGCAAAUCCAUCAGCUUAUGCAAAAGUCGUUCGCUGAUUCUAACGUGACGAUGCGUAAUCGCGUUCACCAGCAACUGUUGGCCGGAUGCUUUGGUCUGUGCAGCAUCGGAAACCACAAGAACCUAAACCAUUACCUGGAGGAUAUAUACGCGGCGCCGUUCAGAGUACAAGAGAAGAUUUUGAAAACAGUUCACAGCAUUUACAAGCUGCUUAUUACAUCUCUAGAAAAGUACUCGGAUAACGUGCCCAACAAGCACGUACAGCUGCUGACGGUGUUUGCGCUCAGCACCAAGUUUCAACCGAAAGAUCUGAUGCACGUCAUCAAAUGUGGCCUUCUGGGGAUCUUGAUCAAGAUGUUCAAUUACUUAUCCGUACCGAGUCAGAUAGUGAGCAAAUCGCAGAUGCUGAACGUAUCUGCCUUACGUCUGUCGCAUAUCCUGGCCAUGUCAUGUUCCAUUUACUGCAAGCGAUUGGACACAGCCACCGUGGACACCCUCAUCGAUAAGUUGCUCAUGCAGUUCAAGAACAUAAUCCAGUGGAAACCGAAUUUGAACGAGUGCAACAGUCACGAGGUGUACGCGUGGAACAAGGAGAGUUACGAUCGUAUUCUUGGAGAUUUCCUGGUCUUCCUACGAACCAUUUCAAUGAACAAAACGUUGCAAAGGAGUUUCUCGAAGCGAUCGUGGAUAGAUUCUCUGUUCUGGGUCCUGCAGAAUAGUGAAGACGACGUCGAUCUGAAACUGAAUCUGUACAGUUUGCGGCCGAAACUUUUGGCGCUGCAGAUUUUGCAGGCGAUCCUUCCGGGAAUGCAUGUCAAGAAGGAGUCGGAUUUUACCGAACGCAAACGCGUCGUUGACCAAUUAUUCGAUCAGCUCUCCUAUGAAAUGUGGGGAACGCUCAAAAAUUUGGAGAUCGACAGUGGUUUGAAGGAAACAGACGCUGGCGAAGUGUUCAUAAAGGAGAAUCAGCAGGAAGAUAAUGUUGUGAUCGAAGACUUUGGGUUCGAUCCGGAGAAAUGCAGCAAUUGCUACAUCGAGUCUAAUUUGACUCUUGUGCAUGGUCUGGAUGGACGCGGCUACGGGUUAGGUUUGAGCGCUAUGAAGACUGGUUGUUACCAAUGGAGGAUACUCAUCAUCAAGGAAAAUAAGGGAAACGAAGGAACGUGCAUCGGUGUAGCCCGAUACCCGAUUAACGACAGCCGCCACCGUAACUCGCAAGACAUGUGGCUGUACAGGGCGUACAGUGGCAGUCUCUAUCACAACGGCGAAUGCGAUCUGACUUUGGAGAGUUACACUCAGGGUGAUUACAUUACCGUCGUUCUGGAUAUGGACGGGAAAACGCUUAGCUUCGGAAAGAACGGAGAAGAACCCCGAUUGGCGUUUGAGAACAUCGACGCAAUCGAGCUUUACCCGUGCGUCAUGUUCUACAGUACGAAUCCCGGCGAGAAGGUGAAAAUAACCGACAUGCAAGUGAACGGUCACCAAAGGGCGUAUCUGACAGGCGAACCCAAAUUAGCCCCAAUGCAGAUGGUACUCACAGAAUCGAUAAUAACCGUUAUAAGGAAACUGCACAACAGCAACGCUUGGACGGCACUAAUUAACGAAGAAAUAUUGGACAGAUUGCGAGACAUUGCUGCACUCUUUCCGCCCAGAAAAUCUCAAGACGAGACAUAUUUCUCGUCUCUGAAGUUGGACAUCCUCUGCGCCAGGGUGUGGCCUUCGCUUGCCGUGAUGGGCGGUGUCGAUAGAGGUUUGCGUAUGGGUGGAAUGUGCAGGUUGAAGUCGACCGGAAAGCGCGGUAUUGUCUUGGGUGUGGUCAAAAAGGGUGCUGUCCCUAUAAAAGUCCAAUGGGAACCGGACGGGGAAAUAAGCGACGUCAACAUAGUUUCCUCUCUGGAUUUCAUAGAUGCUCCACCCUUCAACAUGAAUAAAUUUAACGGACUUACGGAUACCAUGAUUCGCCAGAUAAUACGUUUAAGCGGAAUCACGGAAGAGAUCGAAUUACCCAAAGCGCACCUAUCAAAACGGGAAAGAGAAAUUCUGACCUCCGUCGAUUCAGAAGACAGAAAGUCUUGGAACGCGAGGCGCUCCAAUUCCGAUUCAGAAGUACUGAACGAUUCGAACUUGGAGGCGAGCAACGCCAGGACCAUGGAAUCUCUGACAAAUAUGAUGGUUUCUAGCAUCAUGGGCGAGGUGAAGCGACUGAACAGCGAGAAAAUGCCGUCCUCACAAAGCGAUACGACGCUGGAGGACCUGGAGGUGAAGCGGUACAGCGAGGCGAGGAAGCAGGAAGCGAAGGUGUUGCAGGAUCGACUGCUGGAUGUAGAAAUCAAUGUUCUAAGAUUGACGUCGCUACAGUUCGCAUCUCUCAAAUGCAUAUUCGAAUUACUCACGUCGGGCAAGUACUCUGAGCUGUUCAUGAUCAACGAUAAUCUGCGACUGCAAAACAACGAAUCUAAGGAGAAUCGUAGACUGAGGGAAGCCAUCCGGGAGGUGAUGAAUGCAGUCGUGGAGAAGAGCGUUGAGCAGUGCAGAUUGAAGAACAUCGUCAGCGUGGUAGAAUUGGAACGGGCUCAGAGUAUGCUCUACUCGAACCACGUGAAGUGCAGAAUCCACGGGAUCUAUAAAAAUUGGAACGGCGAUCGUUAUGCUGGGACCGAAACUUCCAAGAACAAACGGAAGGCGGAUACUUUUGGAGCGUAUCCACCGACUUUUCCCACCUGCACUAGGGGCACCUCUUCCUUGGCAUUCAGACCCGUUCGGUAUCCUCCGUCGCAUUCGCCUUCGAGACUGCAGUUGACCAUAUCAAGUAUAUCUCCGAGGCCCUUCUAUUCUGAAUCGACCACAAUUCAAGCAGAUCUUCCCCCGUCCUUUUUGCCAAACGCAUCUGCGAAUUCUAUAAUUUUCGAGAAUACUGAUUUGGAUGAUGAUAUCAGAAUGAUGCGGACCACGUCGAACACGUCGCCGUUGCAUGUUCCGGAUAUAGCCGAACCGCUUCUGGAGAUGGGUUUCCCAUUAAGACUUAUAAUGAAGGCAAUCGCGGAUACGCGUUGCCCUCACGAGCUGAACGCGCACACCGUCAACUUGCUAGCUACCUGGAUGCUCAAGCAUCCUUCCGUCGACGACGAUGGUGCCCAGGGCAGAGGACAUUCCACUGACGAAGCGGCCAGAUGUUCGUCCCGGGGCAGCACGAGAAACCGGCAGGAUGAGCCUGGAAGCACUUCAGAAACCGACGUCGUUUAUCGAAGGGGAAUCAUGGGAUGGCGCCGUCGUAUAUCUUCAGAUUUAAGGUACUCCAAUUUGGAUAGGCGCGAGAGGUGGCACGUCCGCGGUGAAGCCCAUCCUCUUAUAAGAAACACGUCUCCGGUUCUCGACGAUUUUGAUUUCAAUUUAUCCCCUCCGACCGAUCUAUACGUGAGGACGGAUUCGUGCAGCUGUCCUUUUUGCGCAAAAUUAAGCAACGGCAGUCCGAACAAGCCCGGUACAUCAUCUACGAAGAGUUUCUUCAAUCAGGAUGAUCAAGCAUCACCGGAUGCUGAAGUUGCAGGUGCGAAAUGGAUUGAGUAUGAAGAGCUACGGAAGGACAGCGAAAAGAUGGAAUUGUACAAUCUACAUUGUUUGGCGCCGGACAUAAUAUAUAAAGAUACAGAAUCAAGUGAAUCGGACGUAGAAUCGAUUGAUUUUUCAUUUUUGCUGGACAACGAUGCCAUAACUGCGGUAAAGUCAUCGCUGCGAUUAAGCGAAUCAUAUUUUCAAGCAAAACCGAUUGAUUUCUCCGAGGCGGAUCCAUUGGGCACGAACACCGUCCCCUCGGUGGACAUCAAAUCGCACCGUCAGACGGACUACACUUUCAGAGAUAUGGGAGCACAGGCCUUCAAGCUGAAACUGCCCGGUGAUCGGAUCAUUGCCUGCAAGUAUUUAAGUAGGACCGUCCGGGUGCUGCUAUGUCGCCGCAUAGUGCUAUGUGCUCUUUCCUUAUUGUCGCGGAAUGCCAGCACCAUCAAUCUGGUAGACAGUUUAGGAACGAUUGGAUUGUCGGAUAUCAGCAAGGUGGUGAAGCUUAUGACACUAGCGUCUGAGAACCGAGUGGAGGUAGUAGACUUCCAGAAUACCGGCGAUAGCAGUGAGUGUGCGCUCUGGUUGAACAAGAGUCUGACUAAGCUGUCGCUUAAUAUCCCUGCUACUGACAACGGUUGUUUGCAAAACCUGAGCAUCGCUAUCGCAGCCUUGGCCAAGAACGACGCUAACUCGUCCAAGAUGGUCUUGAACAUGUGUACGAGAGAUCUGCUAAUGACGGCGCUGAAGGUGUCCAAGUGCGGCUUUGCUGUGACCCAGGCAUUGGUCUCUAUACUAUCCUCGCAUGGUGGCUGCUCUCUGCUCGACUACCCGAAGGAGGAAGCUUGCGCAUCGGCGGUGAUCCGCAAUUGCGGAGCGCUCAACCUGAUGAACGCUUUGUCGGCGUGCAUUAUCUCACAGAUAUCGAGCGAAACUAGGCAGUGGGCGACGCAGCAGCUCUUCAAGUGCAUCUCGACUAGGUUCGAGCAGUAUACCGGUUACGAGCAGGUCAACUACGCCGAUCUCGGUGAAUACCUACCCAAAGGAAAGGUGACGAAACUGGAGGGUCACGAGAACCGUAUCUGUUGCAUUGCCUACUGCAAGACCAAAGGACUGCUGGCCUCUGCAGGUUAUGAUGGUACCGUUCGUAUCUGGUCUUUUGAUAAUUUUAAUAGCCAGAUGGAUUCGGACAGAUCCCAACAGUAUCCCAACCGCGAGCAAACGCUCGUCUUCCAUGAGUCCAUGGACGUUUACGGUCUCGAACUCAGCAACAAGCCGAUCACGAACCUAUGUUGGUCACAGUAUGGUAACUGCCUUGCCGCCUCCAUGGGCAACAUUGUCAACAUUUGGAAUGUAACCGGUACAUCCGCCAACCAAGAUGAUCGAGAUUGGUAUAUCGAUGAUCAGCAUGUGCAAGUCACAUGUAUGACUUGGCCACAGUACAAGCCUGACAGCGACGUGGACUACAUUUUGAUUGGCAAAAUUGACGGCACCGUUACUUUGCUAGCCAUACAGAAGGAUCAGAAGAAUAUCGUCAAGAUCUUCAGCACCGAUGAAACUAAAGUUGUGACGCAAGUCGAUUGGUAUUACGAGGAUAAGGAAUUUGCUAUUGCGUAUAAUGAUGGCACUGUGAAGAUUGGAACCAUUCACAGUAAUCCGUCGACGCAUAAAAUGCACGAGCGUGAAGUGACCUGCUUGAAGUAUGGACCUCAAGCUAAAUUUCUAGCGACCGCCUCAUCAGACAUGACCUGCAAGAUUUGGUCGUUCCGUGAAAAUGCCCUGACAUUGGUCCACAUGCUGAGUAUCAAGCAAAUGCCCAGCUGCAUCGAUUGGAUGCAAAAUGAAAGUCCUUACGUGAUCGCCGUUGGAACGACGCACGGCUGUGUCAACGCCUGGUUGCUUCCGGUGGAUGGAAAGUUACCGAAAUUGUUAAUAAGCAAGCAGGGACAUUUCUGCGAGUCAAUUGCAAGCAUCAGCGUAGACAGAAAUGGUACAUUCGUGGCCACAUCGAGCGCAAAGGCUCCGAACGGCGUAGUGAACGUCUGGUCCUUGCCCGACGGCGUUCUGGUAUAUACGCUGAAGGGCGGCACCGAUUUUAAUGGACUGCAGUGGACAUCCGAGAACAAACUCUGCGUAGCCUUCAAUCGCUCAAAGGACGUACACAUUUUUGACUACACCUGCAACGAUUACUAUGAGUGCAGAUCUCUGUGCAUGGCUCGAACACUUCUUCUAGAAAACGGCGUAAGAGACUUGCAGAAUGCUACGUUUUUCAAAUCCUUCGUCACCCAACUCCCCACGAUGAUUGCGGAUCAGCAUCAAGCGGAAAAACUGCAAGUGCAAACUGGAUCACAGCUAAUGCAUAGCGUCUACUUGAAGAGCUUAAACUCUAUUGCGCUGCUUCUAAAUCUGAACCGCGUGAUCUGCUACAAUCCAACGCCAGCACGCGAACACAUAUUGAACACGUAUUGGCUGGAGAACUAUGCAAGAACGGUGCGCAUUUCGGAAUAUUUGGUAACACGUUCGAAGCUCGUUAAGGAAGAUGAAGAUGAUGCAGAAAGGGAUGAUGAGGUGUGGCGUGAUGUGGAUUGGAGCAUUAAGCAGGACGAACAAAUUAUGCAAUGGGUAACGCAAAGACCGCAGGAUUGGCAGAUCGGCGGAAAAUGUAUGACGUACCUGUGGGGAUCAAACAGGAAUGGACAAUUAGCCGAGGUGAAUGGUAAAACGUCCGUGCCGAUACCGGUGCAUUCGUUUAACAUGGCGAAGAAGAUCAUCUGCGGAAAUAACUGCACUUUCGUGAUACUGGCCAAUGGGUCGGUGCAGGCGUGUGGCGAAGGCAGCUACGGAAGGCUCGGUCAGGGCAACUCUGAUGACCUCUACGCGUUGGGCAUCAUCUCCAGCCUGCAGGGAUUCGUGAUCACCGAUCUGGCGACGUCGGUGGGUUCGGACGCUCACAGCUUGGCUUUGGCUGAGAGCGGAGAGGUGUUCUCCUGGGGCGAUGGGGAUUAUGGUAAGCUCGGUCAUGGAAACAGUGAUCGACAGAGGAGGCCUCGACAGAUCGAGGCACUGCAGAAUGAGGAAAUCAUUCAAGUAUCUUGCGGAUUCAAGCACAGCGCUGUUGUGACUUCCGGUGGAAAGCUGUUCACCUUCGGAAAUGGCGAUUACGGAAGACUCGGUUUGGGCACUACGUCGAACAAGAAGACUCCGGAAAGAGUUAACUUUGCGCAGAACGUGAAGAUCGGCCAGGUGUCUUGCGGAUUGAAUCACACCGCUUGCGUUUCGGUGGACCGCACGAGCGUAUGGACGUUCGGUGAAGGAGAUUUUGGCAAACUGGGCUUGGGUCACGCGAAGAGCAAGUCCGUGCCGCAGCUGGUGGAAUCCAUGUACGGUGUGGGCGUGAAGAAGGUCGGAUGCGGUACGAACUUGACCAUAUUUUUGACGGAAGCCGGGAAGAUCUUCGUGUGCGGAAUAGAUCGCAUCCACUGGCAGGUGCAGACGUGCAAGAAGUCGAUGUACAGACCACUGGAACUGACCAAACUGAGCGAGUACACUUUCGCGGACUUUGCGAUCGGCACCGAACACGCCUUGUUCUUGACCACCUGCGAUAAAGUCUUCGCAUGGGGCAUGAACGGCGACGAUCAGCUGGGCAUUCAGCAGGCCAUCAUCUGGGAGCCGGAGAUCAUACCGCAAUUAUCCAACAAGGGUAUAAGACAAAUAUCGACGGGGAGAUCGCACAGCGCCGCUUGGACGGCCACCCCCUUGCAACAACGCAAACCGGGCGCGCUCGGUUCUCUGACAUUCGGUGUACCCGACGAGGUGCCCAGCCAAUUCGAGCAUCUGCGUGGAAUUUCCAUGGCCGCUAUACAAUCUCGACUGAAAUUCCUCAAUAACUUCUCCGACAAACUGUAUGCCUGUUGGACCCUGAUGCCACUCUGCGCUGAGCAGACCGACAUGAACGUUGAACCGCUGAAGGCUUUGAUUUCUCCGCAAUUGAGACCGCUUUUUGCGUCCAGAGUUUACACGUUGCCCUUCGUUAGAUGCAUUGGUAAAACGAUGGUUCAGGGCAAGAAUUACGGACCGCAGAUAACCGUAAAGAGAAUCGCCAACAAAGGGCACAAAUUCAAGCCAAUCUUCAUCCAAAUCGCUAAGCAAGUCAUCGACAUUCGACCAAGCGAGUUACGUUUACCUUCGAGAGCGUGGAAGGUGAAGCUGAUCGGGGAAGGCGCCGAUGAUGCUGGUGGUGUAUUCGACGACACGAUCACCGAGAUGUGUCAGGAAAUAACAAACGGAACGGUGCCGCUUCUCGUUCCCACACCGAACGCAGUGAACGAUGAGGGCUUCAACCGCGACAAGUAUCUGUUCAAUCCGCAACUCACUUCGCAGCAGGACAUCGUUUGGUUCAAGUUCUUAGGUAUAUUAUUCGGAGUCGCUAUUCGCACCAGGAAACCACUGGCUCUGCCUAUAGCCCCGUUGAUCUGGAAGCUAAUAGUGGGUGAUACGGUGAGCAUUGAUGAUCUGGAGGAGACGGACAGCAUGUACAUGCAAAGUCUGCGGAGCAUCAGGGACAUUCAUACGGAGGGCGUGACCGAAGAGAACUUCCACGAGGUGAUCCCACUGGAGAACUUCGAGGGGAAGAGCUGCACCGGAAAGAUGGUGCCGAUCGUACCAGGGGGACGGAACGUUCCCUUGACAUUCUCCAACCGUAAGCAGUAUUACGAGCAGGUGGUGAAAUUCAGAUUGAAAGAGUUCGAUCUGCAAGUGGCGGCUGUACGGGAAGGCAUGUCGGGGAUCAUCCCGGUGCCGCUGCUCUCUCUGGUCACCGCCGAGUACAUGGAGCAAUUCGUGUGCGGCAUGUCGCAAAUCUCGAUCCCAUUGCUGAAGAAGGUUGUCAGGUACAGGGAUCUAGAUGAGCAUCAUCAGCUAGUUCAAUGGCUGUGGAACAUCCUCGAGAGCUUCAGCAAUGCGGAACGCGUUCUCUUUAUGCGUUUCGUUUCCGGCAGAUCGAGGCUACCAUCAAAUCUGGCCGACCUCUCGCAGCGAUUCCAGGUAAUGAAGGUCGAUCGCACUGUUAAUGGUUUGCCGACGGCGCAGACUUGCUUCUUUCAAUUGCGUCUUCCGCCGUACACGAGUCAGGAGGUGAUGGCAGAGAAACUGCGUUACUCCAUAAACAAUUGCCGAUCCAUAGACAUGGACAACUACAUGUUGGCGCGGAACACGGAAAUGGGACCCGGCUCCGACGAAGAGUUCUGAAUCACAUCCGGUUCAUAGAAUUUUUUUUACUUUUUCGGAAUUAAUAUUGAUUUUAUAUUUCAAUCAAGUAUUACAAUUUACGAUUACUUUAGUCCUAUUAUAUAUAUAUAUAACAAA